Mollisia scopiformis is the source of this 1649-nucleotide messenger RNA. RefSeq lists its product as uncharacterized. Lineage: Eukaryota; Fungi; Ascomycota; Leotiomycetes; Helotiales; Mollisiaceae. The coding region runs from base 314 to 1474 and encodes 386 amino acids. The record is from RefSeq and is a predicted model, not a curated record. The transcript has a single exon.
CAAAGGCACGAUCUUUGGUCAACAGGCGAGUCGUGCCCACGCGGAUGACAGAGAACUCCCGGCAAAGAGACGGUGAGCAAUAGAACAAACAAAUAAAGGUAGAAGACAUUCCUCGCCUUCGACUUUCACGAUCAAAAUUCUCACAACCACUCUCUUCCUCUUCCAGCCAUCUUCAAGCAGCCAAACGCUCUUGCCAAGAGCCUAUCAUCCCGCCUUCCGUGUUUAGAGUUCCCACCAAUCAGUCCCAGUUAUUCAGCGCCUAACGUCAUAAUCAAAAGCUCCGGAAUCCGGGAAACCACCACCACCGCCCGCCAUGGCUAUGGAAGCUGGGCCGUGGAUCUCAUUGGGGUUGAAGGGGGCCAACAAAAUCAUCGACAAACACUUCGAAAGGGUCCCUCACAAGUAUCUCUACAGCGAUACCUACAAACCCAAAGCCCUCAAGAAGCGUCGCGACCGCAAGAAUUCCCAAGAUCAAAACAAUUCCGAGUCAGAGGAAGAAGAAGAAGUGGUGCAAGAGCGAAGUUUAGGCCCAGAAAGCGAUACAGAAGAGGUGCUCAGAGAUAAAGACGUCGUGCUAGGAAGAGAUAUGGGUCCUCCUAUGCCACGAGACGGUAGUUUGCCUGGAGGCGCGUAUUCGCAGGAAUCGCCGUACAUUCAACCUCCGUUCCCCAUGUACAGCCACGAGUCUCCGCGCGCGAGACCACAGUACAUGCCCGAGCAGGCGAUACCGCCAAUUGGUGUCGCAGGCGGCUAUUAUCCUCCUCCUCCGUCCGAGCACUUUGUCAAUUCGCCGUACGAUAAUCGGAGAUCGAGGGGAAGGAGAGAUUCGUGGGAUGAUGAGGAUGAUUAUUAUUCCGACUCGUACAGACAGCCGAGACGACCGAAGCCGGUGACGAGAAGGAGCAGCUCGUACCAUGGACCGAGAGGCAGUGGCAGAGGCAGAGAUGAUUCUGAUAGUGAGGACAAUAGGUAUGCAGCGUUGGUGUCCAAGAGGGGGAAGACUCCUUCCGGUUCCGAACAUGUUGAUAAGGCGAGACAUACGGCACACCGAUACAAAGUGAAAGAUGAGAUUGAGGGUAGCUUUACCAAAAGUAAAGCGGGCCUAGGAGGAGCUGCCGUAGGAGCGGUUGUCGCUGGAUGGGCUGCGAAUAAAGCACAGAUUGGCUAUACGAAGGAUGGAGGCAAGAAAGAUCCGAAUUCUCUGGUUACCUUGCUCGGAGCUGCUGUCGGCGGAUUGGCAGUCAAUGCUCUUGUUGAGAAGUACGAGGAAUCAAAGAGAGACACGGACGACAAGCAGGAUAAGUAUAAUGAUAAAUGGGGUAAAGACGGAGAUACCAAGAGCGAAGGCGGCAGGAGCCAGAAAAGCCAGAGACGAAAGGGAGACAAGGACAGAGAUUAUGGCAGCGAUGGUGGGAGAAGCCAGAGGAGUCGUAGGAGGAGAGACAGUGCUUAUGGAAGUGAUGGCUAUGACUGAUGAGAGAAAUGAUGGAUGGGAAAAAACACGAUACAUGAAGUUACGAUAACGACCACAAGCGGGCGUUAAUUGGUUUUCCUGGGUCAUGCAUGCGGUCUUUUCCUUGGAAAGCAGGAAUGUGUAAUUAGGUAGAUAACAUUGUAAAAAUAAUUCAGCAUACGAUGAACUUCUGCUU